AGGGUGUCCUGCAGCUGCUACUGGUUGCUUCAGUAGGCCUCACGUGCCAGCCUCUCCUCACCAAGCCCAGCGCCACUUCCUUCGUGUGCGAUCCAACGGCCAAUCUGUGCCACACCUCUGGGUUUACCCUAUCCCAUGUGCGGUUGCUGCUUGGCCCUGCUGUCUUCCAGCCUUUGCCUGGGUGCAAAUGCUGGAAGCUUGUUUGUCCCUACUCUGAGGCAGAAAUGGGAUCUCUACCAAGCUUCCCAUGACCAGAUGGGACAGAGGGACUACGAACCCAUGAAAGGAAGAGCAGAUUAGAAGAAUUCAAGGAUUUUAAAUAAAACAGCUCAGAAAAGAGAAAGCCUGUGAAGCUAGGAGCCUGUAAAUAUAUCACCUGCGUCCUGCUCUGUCUCGUCUUUCUGCACCUCCCUUUGUCCUUGCGACAGCGUCUAAGACCCUCAGUUCAACCUGAACCGAAAGUGCUCUGUGACUGCUGAGCACAUUGCCUGGGCCAGUGCCGGGGUCCCGGUCUGCAUCGCCUGGAAGACUUUGAGGCUGAUUUUCAGACAAAGGAGAAAAAAAGAAGUUGGGGCCCUAUCAAAGGCCCCAGUGCCCUGGCCCAGUGCUAUGCGAUGCUCCCCGAAGCGCUUCAUCACAGCCCUUGCAGCCUCUUUCCUCCUCCUCCUUGUGGGCAGCUGGUGGGGGCAGAGCCUGAAUGAUCCCCUGGAGGUGGAUCUUCGGGGCUUGGCCCCAGAUGCAGUUCUGCAGGCACUGCAGCAAGACAGAGUCCUGCGUGCCCUCCGGGACCUGGGCAACCUCUCUGCACCUCACAAUGUCUCCUACCACCUACUUGCUGGCUCCCCACCAUCCAACAAGAAGUUCCUGGCAGUGGGACUGGCAUCAGUGAGGCGGCCACGUGGCUACUACCUCCAGGCCACGUUGCAGUCUAUCUUUGAGCAGUCAACGGAGGAAGAGCUGCAGGAGAUGGUGGUGGUGGUGCACCUGGCUGACACAGACCCGGGCUGGAAUGCCCGAGUGGCCACUAACAUUGCCCACAGGUUCACUAACCAUCUCCUCCUGGGCCGGCUCCUGCUUAUCCAUGCUCCCCAUGAGUUUUACCCCACUCUGGAUGGCCUAAAGAGGAACUACAAUGAUCCAGAAGAGCGGGUAAGGUUCAGGUCCAAGCAGAAUGUGGAUUAUGCGUUCCUCCUUGCCUUUGCCGCCAACCUUUCCACCUACUAUCUGAUGAUCGAGGAUGAUGUGCAGUGCUCCAAGUCCUUCCUCACAGCCAUCCGCAAAGCACUAGCCUCCUGGGAAGGCUCCAACUGGGUCACCCUCGAGUUCUCCAAGCUGGGCUACAUUGGCAAGCUCUACCACUCCAGCGACCUUCCUCGCCUGGCUCGCUUCCUCCUGCUCUUCUACCAGGAGAUGCCAUGCGACUGGCUGCUGAGCCACUUCCGCCACCUGCUCACCCAGAAAGAUGUUAUCCGCUUCAAGCCCUCCCUCUUCCAACACAGGGGCUUCUACUCUUCCUUCCAGGGCACUGUCAACCGUCUGGAGGACGACGACUUUGAGGUUGAUGCUUUGGACCUGCCAGACAACCCGCCAGCAACUUUGUUCACUGACAUAGCAGUCUUUGAGAACUACGAGCCCUUCAAGGCUUACAGCAGAGCAGAGGGAUAUUUUUGGGGGAAAGCCCCGGCAGACGGCAGCAUCUUCUGCAUCAUCUUUCAGCAGCCGGUCCGUAUCACCCGCAUCCGGGUGCGCACAGGCUCCAAUGAGCGCCAGAGGGACUUCUUGCAUGCAGGGAUGCUGGAGCUGGGCUGGCGACAGGGGGCUGAUGGCCAGGACUGCUCCAUAUACACUUCUGUGGGCAUCUUCAAAAAGGGGGCCUUUGAGCGACAGGACCUGGAAAAGGAAGUGUCUGACCCUGCUGAGUGCGUGAGGAUACGGGUGACCCAAGGCCAGAGUGAGUGGCUUAUCAUCCAGAGCAUUGACAUCUGGACAGUGUCAAGCACCUGACUGGGGGCGUGACCGGCAUCCAAGAUGGCUGAGCAUUUGCAAGGAUUUUGCACUACUUUAAGAGGAGCUUUAUUUUUCUCAGUCUUUUUUGACGGGGAAUUAAAUUA
Rhea pennata is the source of this 2111-nucleotide messenger RNA. Its product is annotated as alpha-1,6-mannosyl-glycoprotein 4-beta-N-acetylglucosaminyltransferase-like. Bases 610 to 2004 code for a protein of 464 amino acids. The record is from RefSeq and is a predicted model, not a curated record. The transcript is spliced from 4 exons. Lineage: Eukaryota; Metazoa; Chordata; Aves; Rheiformes; Rheidae. Gene Ontology annotation, molecular function: acetylglucosaminyltransferase activity. Gene Ontology annotation, biological process: protein N-linked glycosylation.